CGCGCGUCUUUCAUUGUUUGAAUUUUGUUAGAAUUUUCAAAACAAACAAAAAAAUCAACCUUGAUGGAAACAGUGAAUGAAUUGCGUAAACUUCUUGAUAUUGAUCUUGAAUCAUUAACAAAUGGCGAUUGUCGUGAUCAUAAUCUGAGUGUGAUCAAUCGAAAUUCAGAUCGAUUAAGUCAGUCAUUGGGAACAGCUCUUGUUAGUGGUAAACCGAACGAACCUAAAGCCAAAGUACGAUUCAGAUUGGACAAUGAGAAAUUGAGCCAACAUCAGAAUAUUGUCAAAAUCGUAAGAGAUGAACCGAAACCGAGUCGAAUCGAAAAGCGUCCCUUUCUUCGCAAGGGUGACGGACUGAAACGAUUCGGUAUUCAGAAAACCAAUCUGAAACCGGCGAAUGUUUUUCAGAACGUCGCUGACAGAUCUUCUGUUGAACCGGAUAAAAUCGAAUGUGACAAAUCAACAAUCGAUUAUCAAGACAAAGGGACUGAUCCGAUCGACAGCGACACUCAACUAUCAAUUGCAACUAGCGAUGAGUGGGAGGAUUCGUUCAUUGCCGAAACAAACCAACAGAUUCGAAUGCUCGAAUAUCGAAUCGAACGAUUAUAUCGUUUGAAGGCUACUCUUAUCGAAAUGGAUGACAAUCAGGAUUUGAUGACUAAAUUGAAUUUGGUGGAGAAAAAUCUUGAAGAUAUCAACAACAAAUUCCAUUCUAAUCACAGCCAUGAUGUAGCCGAACAACAUUUCCCAAACGGUGCCUUUCGAACUAUUGAACCUGAUCAAACGAUUGUUGUUAAAUUUGCCAACGGUCAAAUGGAACGUUUAUUACCGAAUGGUGAUAAACAAAUCACAUAUCCGGAUGGUGUGCAAGCCUGGAUCAAACAAAGUGAUCACAGUGAACAGAUUCGAUUGGUCGAUGGCUCUACAUACUGUUGCUACGCGAAUGGCGUACAAAAGCGAUACUAUCCGAAUGGUGAUGUUGAGAUCAGAACCAACACUUAUGUGAAACGAAAAUUCGCCUCUGGAAAAGUAAAGACCGUGUAUUCGAAUGGUUUACAAGAAAUUCUCUACAAUGACGGUCGUUUAUUGUUUAAAGAUGGUCGUGGCCAUAUCCUGGGUGCAGAUUAUCUUUGAACAAAAAAAAAAACAAUCAAACAUGCUUACUUAGACUUAAUGUAUGAUGAUGACAAGAUAAGUUGUAUGAACAGGAGAAAAAAUGGUACGAUUGAUAAGCAGCGAA
This is a messenger RNA of Dermatophagoides pteronyssinus (European house dust mite), 1240 nucleotides long. It is a transcript of the gene Sas-4, whose product is annotated as spindle assembly abnormal 4. The record is from RefSeq and is a predicted model, not a curated record. Lineage: Eukaryota; Metazoa; Arthropoda; Arachnida; Sarcoptiformes; Pyroglyphidae.